AUAUUUUGUAUGAGAAUUUCGAUAGUUUGGGGUUCAUAUUUUUUUAGAAAAAAUAGUAAAGUUUUGUUUCCAAACCUGAUAAGUGUUUAAAAGAAAAUGGCAAAAAAUACAUCUAGUUCAGCAUUUCGUAAAAUUGAUAUCGAUCAAUACAAUGAAGACAAUUUCAAGGAAGAUGAAGCCGAACAAUCAGUGCCCACGGGACCAGACGAAAGCGAAGUUUGCUCUUUGCUGAAUCAAGGUAGACAUAUUGAAGCCCUCAGAUUAGUUCUGAGCAAUGCACCGAUGGGAUCUUUGAAUCAACAAAUCAAAGAUAGUGCUCUAGCACUGACACUAAAAGUGCUGCUUGCAAUCAAAUCUGCUCAAAUAGAAGAAGUGGUUGGAAACCUCUCCAGGGAUGAUAUUGAUAUUCUCAUGAAAUACAUUUACAGAGGAUUUGAGUUUCCAUCUGAAGGCUCAAGUGGACAUCUUUUAUUGUGGCAUGAAAAAGCAUACAACAUUGGAGGAACUGGAUCCAUUGUCAGAGUCUUAUCUGACAGGAUGAAAGUUUAAUGUAACAGACAUUAUUAUUUAUACUUAAUUAAUGUUGUAAGAGCAAUAUUCUAAAACUUUAAAAAGAACUCUUUUUGCAUUUUUAAACUAAUCAAUUCCAAAACUACUCAAAAUGAAGUAGUAAUACCCAUUAUGUUAAAAAUACUUAAAAUAUAGUUACUCCAAAAUA
Ostrinia furnacalis (Asian corn borer) is the source of this 718-nucleotide messenger RNA. It is a transcript of the gene Arpc5, whose product is annotated as Actin-related protein 2/3 complex, subunit 5. The transcript is spliced from 3 exons. Gene Ontology annotation, biological process: Arp2/3 complex-mediated actin nucleation; regulation of actin filament polymerization. The record is from RefSeq and is a predicted model, not a curated record. NCBI's taxonomy places the organism in Eukaryota, Metazoa, Arthropoda, Insecta, Lepidoptera, Crambidae. The coding region runs from base 97 to 549 and encodes 150 amino acids. Gene Ontology annotation, cellular component: Arp2/3 protein complex; actin cytoskeleton.